AUGAUGAACCAAAGUACACACCAAAAGCCUCAUGCUAUAUUAUUUCCUUACCCCCUUCAAGGUCAUGUAAUUCCUUUUGUUAACCUAGCAAUCAAACUUGCAUCCAAUGGCUUCACAAUUACCUUCAUAAACACUCAAUCAAUUCAUCAACAAAUAUCGAAAGCCGGUCGAUCGAACAUUAAUGAUAACGAGGGCAAUGAUCUCUUCUCGGGUGCACGAAAAUCAGGCCUUGAUAUACGAGAUGUGUCUAUUUACGAUGGUUUUUCUGUAGAUUUCGAUCGUUCACUUAAUCAUGACGAAUUUUUUGAAGCUAUCCUGAAUGAUUUUGUUUUUCAUGUCGAUGAGGUUGUUGGAACAUUGAUGCUCUCGAAUCCAUCACCAAAUAUACUAAUUGCUGAUACUUUUUAUGUAUGGUCAUCAACCAUAGCUAAAAAGUAUAAUCUUGUGAAUGUUUCGUAUUGGACGGAGCCAGCUCUUGUUUUUAGUGUGUAUUAUCACAUGGACCUUCUAAAGCAAAAUGGACACUAUGAUUGCAUUG
Solanum tuberosum (potato) is the source of this 538-nucleotide messenger RNA. Its product is annotated as UDP-glycosyltransferase 86A1-like. Gene Ontology annotation, molecular function: quercetin 3-O-glucosyltransferase activity; quercetin 7-O-glucosyltransferase activity. The annotation marks the transcript as partial. The transcript has a single exon. Lineage: Eukaryota; Viridiplantae; Streptophyta; Magnoliopsida; Solanales; Solanaceae. The record is from RefSeq and is a predicted model, not a curated record.